CGCUGAAUCACACACGUUAAACAAGUGGUAUCCUGCAUCUCGACACAGGGUGUUUUAAUAGUGCUGAUGAAGCAAACGCCCCUCCACUCCCACCUGUGUGCCUGUUCAGCCCCUGUGCAGGAUGUGGUCCAGCCUGAGCCAGUGGCUGUGGCAGGACAGGUUCUGGUUACCGCCCAACAACUCGUGGGCCGACCUCGAGGACCGGGAUGGCCUGGUCUACGCCCACCCCCGGGAUUUACUGGCCGCCCUGCCCCUGGCGCUGGCCCUGGUGGUCCUGCGCUUCACCUUCGAGAGAUUCAUCGCCCUGCCCCUGAGCCGGUGGAUGGGGGUGCGGAAUCAGGCCCGGAGGCCCGUGAAGCCCAACGCCACCCUGGAAAAAUACUUCCUCAGGGAAAGCCAGAGACCCAAAGAGCCCCAGCUGGCCCUCCUCGCUGCCCAGUGUGGCCUCACGCUGCGACAGACCCAACGCUGGUUCCGCAGACGCCGGAACCAGAACCGGCCCAGCCUGACCAAGAAGUUCUGUGAGUCCAGCUGGAGGUUUGUCUUCUACCUGUGCUCCUUCGUCGGUGGUCUCUCAGUCCUCUACCAUGAAUCAUGGCUGUGGACUCCAGCAAGAUGUUGGGACAACUACCCCAAACAGCCCCUGAAGCCGGCUCUGUACUGCUGGUACCUCCUGGAGCUGAGUUUCUACAUCUCGCUGCUGCUCACGCUGCCUUUCGACAUCAGGCGGAAGGACUUCAAGGAGCAGGUGGUGCACCACUUCGUGACCAUCACCCUGGUCACCUUCUCCUACAGCGCCAACCUGCUGCCAGUGUGCAAGCUCCUGCCUUCCACCAGCACACCCCGGCGUGGGGAGCGAGCAGGUAGGGCGGGAGCCCUCGCAGGCUCGAGCAGGGGGAAAGGUGGAGCCCCGCGAGCCCGCCCUCCCUCCCUCCCGCCGCCUAGGAUCCUCUACACCACGCUCCACGAGUCCAUCACCGUCAUCCAGGCGCCCCCCUUCUUUGCCUAUUACUUCUUCAACGCGCUCCUGAUGCUGCUGCAGGCGCUGCACGUGUUCUGGUCAUACCUCAUCCUGCGCAUGCUCUGCAGCUUCACGGGCCAGGGCCAGAUGGAGAAGGACGUGCGAAGCGAUGUGGACGAGCCGGACUCCAGCGAUGGGGAGACAGCCACGGAGAGCCCACAGCUGAAGAACGGGGCAGCCCACGGGCUCAAGGAAACCCCCAAUGGCCCUCGGAGCCGGGCUGUGGGGCGGCUGGCCAACGGGCACGCGCCAGCCAUGUGACCUAUAAGGACAGGGCCUGAGGAGCGGCCAGCGGCGUCUGGCAGCCGGAAGGGGCAGUGCAGCUGGACUGGUGGCCUCGCGCCAGCCCUGCAGAGACAGGGAAGCCCCCCCAGGAGGGGGGGAGGGCUCAUGAUCUGUCUCCUGCCCUCUGCCCGUUCUCCUUCCCCUAGGGACUGGAAGAAUGGGGCCCACAGCAAGAUGCCAUCACCCAACAACUGCAUCCUGGCUCCAGCCUGGGGCCUGAGGAACCCCAGGCUGAAAGGGCCCAAUAAAACAAAUGGAGCCAGAUCCUCUGCCUGAGAGUUUGUGUCCUGCAGCAGCAACUUGCCCAUCCCCAGAGACCCUCAGUGCAUCACUGCCACCCCGAGGCCUG
Molecule: messenger RNA, 1655 nt
Organism: Condylura cristata (star-nosed mole)
Lineage: Eukaryota; Metazoa; Chordata; Mammalia; Eulipotyphla; Talpidae
Gene: CERS4
Product: ceramide synthase 4
Exons: 10
Coding region: 122-1282 (386 amino acids)
Biological process (GO): ceramide biosynthetic process
Cellular component (GO): membrane
Molecular function (GO): DNA binding; sphingosine N-acyltransferase activity
Source: RefSeq, a predicted model, not a curated record